UCAUCUCGAUCUUAAUAUUAUCUCACUCUUCUCUCAUAACAAUAAUAUAUAACAAAGAACCAACUUCAAAGUUCAAAGCAAUCCUCAAAUUUUCAUUUCAUAUCUCCAAAAAAAAAAAUGUUGACAAAAUUAUCACUAAUUGUAUUGUUAAUAAUAAUAACCAAAACUGUUACUUCUAAUACUAAUUAUCUAGAGUUUUACAUGCACGACAUUGUGGGUCCCACGGCGAGACCAGUCACUGGCUUAUUAGGCAGCAUCUACAGCCGCCACGUGGCAUUCACUAAGCCAAUCUCCCAUCCCCCAGACCGUGGUGGUGGGGUCCUCCUCAUCCCCAAUCCAAACGACGCCGUUCCAAUCGUAAUGGGUUCUGAUGGAUUGAGCCUUGGGUUCGGGACAAUUACCGUGUUCGACGAUUUGGUGACGAGUGGGCCCGAGUUAGGGUCCCAAACGUUGGGAAGAGCUCGAGGGGUCUACGUGGCAAGCUCUGGAGACGGGAGUAGUUUGAUGAUGACGUGUACGGUGGUGAUGGAAGGAGGUGAGUAUGGAGAUAGUAUUAACUUGUUUGGAGUUUAUUAUAGGGAAAGUAGUAGUGCCACGUCAUCAUCACGGUUGGCUGUGGUUGGUGGGACCGGGAAGUACAAUAAGGCAGGUGGGUUUGCGGAGAUCCGGUUGGUUGUUCGUAGUGGUCCACGUGGUGUUUAUGGUGGGGUGACGUUGCUUAGGAUUAUUGUUCAUCUAACCUAAUUCACUAAUCUUAUAGGAAAUUUAUGCAGUAAACCUUAGAGGAUAUUCUAGGAUCAUUUUACUAUAUUGUUCUUAAUUAUCUGUUUUGAUAUUGAUGAGAGUUUUUUAGUUUUAAUUUUUUUUUAUAAUUACAAAUGUUGUACAUAUUUAAGAUAUUUGUAAAUUUUUUAGAUUUUAAAUAGUUUAUAAUGCUAAAAAUAAAAUUUAAAUAAUUUCUUACUGCGAGUAUAAGAUAAAUACAUGUGUAACAAAAUAUGUAAAUCUUAUUUACACCAUUAUAAAUAUUAACGUAUAUUUUCGUUAAUUAAUACAUAAACCUUUUUAUAAUUAUUAUAUUCAAAAAUUAGUGAACAAUAAUAAUAAAAGUAACAAGAAAAAUUUUAACAUAGUUUUGAAAUUAAUUUUUCAUAAUUCACAAGACCAUUUUAUUUUAGGAUUAAUAAAUUGUAUACAAAAUAUAAAGAAAGACUGUUAUAAUACUCUUUUUUUUUUUUCAUAUUGAUCAUCCUUUGUUCAUUAGAUUCUGUCCACUUGUUACCGUUCGUGAAACGUGGACAAACUCCAUAUUUUACAUUUACAUCACAUAAGAUAAUGACAAAUAACUUCUCAUAACCACUCAUUUAACUUUAUCUAUAAGCAGUUAUACUAACUAUGCU
This is a messenger RNA of Cannabis sativa, 1400 nucleotides long. Its product is annotated as dirigent protein 16-like. The record is from RefSeq and is a predicted model, not a curated record. Bases 118 to 744 code for a protein of 208 amino acids. Lineage: Eukaryota; Viridiplantae; Streptophyta; Magnoliopsida; Rosales; Cannabaceae. The transcript has a single exon.